Molecule: messenger RNA, 1307 nt
Organism: Suricata suricatta (meerkat)
Lineage: Eukaryota; Metazoa; Chordata; Mammalia; Carnivora; Herpestidae
Product: gametogenetin-binding protein 1-like
Exons: 6
Coding region: 75-1088 (337 amino acids)
Source: RefSeq, a predicted model, not a curated record
AAAACUCCUCCUGUUCUUAAGCCGUUGGUGGGGUGGCUGUGGCAGCCCCUCCCUCCGAGGCAGGCUCUUUCAGGAUGGAGGCCCCCGCUCCAACCCCUCAAUCCCGAAUUUUGGGCCGCUCCUCCAUGUCCCGCUUUUUCCGUAGCCUGGUGAGGAGCAAGGGCAGCCCAAAGAGCUCUGACAAGGCCCUGAAAGGAAGUCGGGCAUGCCCCUCGCAAGAGCAAGACGCCACCCCACUGAUGAUGAACUGCCAGGGAGGGGUGGGGAGGAAGGAGCCAAGGCCAUCCACCACACCGCCCUACAUGUUCUCUGUGGCCCUGCCACGGCAGGAUCCCCUGGGGCUAGGGGUGGGGGACACAAGGGCCCAGACGCCCACUCCCAUGGAAGUCCUGAGGGUGGGGGCCCAGGAUGUAGAGGUGAAGCCCGUCCUGCCCAGGGGAAGCCAGGAAGUGCUGGGCAGCCUGUCUGAGAAAGAGGAAAGACAAGAAGCAAAGGAGGAGCCAGCAUGGGAGGCCUCCCGGGAUUCAGGGACCUCAGACAGGGGCCACAUUGCUCAAGCUUUGGAGGUGGAGCAAGGAUGCCUGCAGAGGGCCAUGAGGCCCCCGGAGGUCAACCCCGAGACCUUCACCCAGGAGGAGGAGAAGGACUGGCUGCUUGACAGAGACCUCAGGCCGGCCUCUUCGAAGAUGGGGGGAACUCCUUGGAACCGCUUCCUCACCUUGUACAAGCACCGUCAGAAGUCAGCCCUGGCCAAGUUUCCUCUCAAGGAACGCUUUCCUGAUGAGAAAGGCAAGAAAGAGGAAAUGGAGGAGGACGGCUCAUUCAAGAUCUGUGUCCCAGGCAUUGUGACCCUGCAGUCACCUCUGCAUAAGGCGUUUAGGUCAACAGAUACAGUGGGUUUCGUGGAGUCGGAGUUAAAGAAGCUUUUGGUAGUACAACGGGAGUCCCGCCUCUGGAAGAUGGGCAGCCGCGAGGGCCGGGAGCUGCUGAACCAGCCAGAGAUCACACUGGAGGAGGCGGGCAUUGUGGACGGCCAGCACCUGCUCCUGGAGGAGAUGGACGAGAUGGGAAACUGGCCUCCGGAGUGAAGCUGGUGCUGGCGUCGAGUCUGCCCUGCUCCCAGAUCCCUUCAACCUGACGAGGGACUUAGCCUCCCUCUUCUGAGGGCACAUCUAAGGAGCCCCAGGGGCCAAGGGGUCUUGGGAUAAAUGAAAUCCAUGUGUCUGCAGGGUAGGUCUGCCCAGCAGAAUGUUCCUACCUAUCAGACUUAGGCCUGUGAUAUUAAUAAAACCCACUUUGACUUUGGC